This is a messenger RNA of Schistocerca cancellata (South American locust), 1278 nucleotides long. RefSeq names its product odorant receptor Or2-like. Gene Ontology annotation, molecular function: olfactory receptor activity; odorant binding. Gene Ontology annotation, biological process: sensory perception of smell; detection of chemical stimulus involved in sensory perception of smell. NCBI's taxonomy places the organism in Eukaryota, Metazoa, Arthropoda, Insecta, Orthoptera, Acrididae. The coding region runs from base 1 to 1278 and encodes 425 amino acids. The record is from RefSeq and is a predicted model, not a curated record. The transcript has 8 exons. Gene Ontology annotation, cellular component: plasma membrane.
AUGAAUAAGGUGGUCGACAUAGGUCUCUCGAAGGCUGCCCUGGUGGUCAUUGGCCUGUGGGCCCCAUCGCGGCCCAGCAGGCUCUACUGGGUCUACACGCGGUGGUCGCUGCUCCAGCUGGUGGUCACCAUCGUGGGGCAGGUGGCCGGCCUGCAAGGACACUGGGACAACCUGCCUGUCGUCUCCACCUCACUGUGCUUCGUGCUCACCAUCACCUGCACCUUCAUCAAGGCGGUCAUCUUCGUGAGACAGCGGCCUCGGGUGGACGCUCUGAUGGCGCACCUGGAGUACAACAUGGCCAUGUUUUGCUCGUUCAUGCCGCGCGUCAAGGACGCCACCUUGCGCGGCUGCAGGCUGCGCGUGCUGUUCAUGUUCACCUCGUUCAUGGGCAUCGGUGGCAUCACGCUGCUCUCCUUCUACACGGGGCCCAUCGUGCAGAACUUCAAGGACGCCAAGCUUCUCGCCGAUGGGGCAAGUAACGUGACCAUGAGGCCGCACAUGGGCCGCAACUUGCCGAUGCUGAUGUGGUGGCACAACGGGCAGCCGGAGCAGACGCCCUACUACCAGCUGACGUACGUGCUCAUGUGCUACUGGCUGAUGCUCAUCUACUUGGCGUGCGACGUGCAGGACGCCUUCUACGUGACGCUCAUCAUCUACCUGUCGGCGCAGCUGACCAUGCUCAACGCCGCUCUGACCAACGCUCUGCACCCGGGGGACGGCGAGGACGACCACACUUCUUCUGAGAGGAGGCAGCUUCCAUCCAGAGGCUGGCGUGGCGACGCCGAGAGUGUCGUGCCGGCGAAGCGCAGUGGCCGCGACAGACUUGUCGAAUGCAUUCGGUUCCACCAGGAAAUUAUAAAGUCUGCGGCUGAGAUGGAGUCCAUUUUGAGCGCUUCAGUACUCAUGCAGUUCAUGACCAGCACGCUCGUCAUAUGUUUCACAGCAUUCACUGUUAUUACGGCGGAGAGAGCGUACCUACACACAUACAUAACGUACCUGGCUACAAUGUUCUACCAGCUGUUCCUGUACUGCUGGUACGGUGGGGAGCUACUUUUGGAGAGCGAGAAGCUGCAGUUGUCGGCGUACAGCUGUGCCUGGCCAGAUGCGGACCCCAGUUUGAAGCGCUCCUUGCGCAUCAUGAUGGCUCGCCUGCAGAACCCCGUCAAGCUCACUGCCUGCAAGCUCUAUGGACUCACCCGCGAGACAUUCCUGCUGCUGAUGAACGGCUCGUAUUCGUACUUCGCCCUGCUCCACCGCAUGAACCAGGCGCCGGCCUAG